AUGGAAAUAUUUGAUCUAUUUGGAGACGAUAUUAUUACAGAACAUUAAAAUGAAAAGAACAAAUAAUUGAAAUCAGAAAAAUAAUAAAUAAAGAAUGAAUUGCAUAGACAGAAGGUAGUUUAGAAGAAAAAGGAGAAAAAAAAGAAAAUAAAGCAAUAAAAAUAGGAAAUAAUUUAAACAUUAGAAACUUAGGAAUAAAAGAAUGAUUUUGUUCAUCAGUUUAAAGGAUUAAGAAAUCAAAAGAAAGAGAAUGGAAUGAAAGCACUUUAAAGUCCAUUUAGGAUUAUUAUUGAUUGUGGUUUUGAGGAUAAUAUGUCAGACAAAGAAUAAAGAUCACUUGCAAGAUAGUUAUCGGAACUUUAUACUGAAAAUAGGAAGAUAGAUGUCCCACUUAAAAUCUAUGUUACAAAUAUCUACCCAAUACUCCAUAAAUAUUUAGAGCAAUAUAAUUACAAAUAAUGGCAAUUAGUAUCAGAGGAGAGGCUAUUCACAGACAUCGAAGAAUUUUAAUAAGCAAAUAUUGUGUAUUUAAGUCCUGAUGGCGAAGAGGAAUUGCAAGAGAUAAAGGAAGAUGAGGUCUAUGUCAUAGGAGGAUUGGUUGAUAGAGUAAUCAUAAAAAAUGCCACUUUAAAUAGAAGUAGAUAAUUAGGAGUGAGAAGUGCAAAAUUGCCUAUUGGAUAAUUUAUCAAAAAGAAUUAUAAAAAAUGCUUGAAUGUGAGUACAGCUGCUUUGAUGAUAUCUGGAUGGUUGAAGUAUAAAGAUUGGAGCAAGGCAUUCGACAGUAUUGUGCCCCAAAAAUUUAAAGAAUAAGAAGCCAAUGAGUAGUGA
This is a messenger RNA of Paramecium tetraurelia, 828 nucleotides long. RefSeq lists its product as uncharacterized. Lineage: Eukaryota; Ciliophora; Oligohymenophorea; Peniculida; Parameciidae. Gene Ontology annotation, cellular component: nucleus. Gene Ontology annotation, molecular function: tRNA binding. Gene Ontology annotation, biological process: tRNA N1-guanine methylation. The record is from RefSeq and is a predicted model, not a curated record. The transcript is spliced from 2 exons.